This is a messenger RNA of Rotaria socialis, 237 nucleotides long. Lineage: Eukaryota; Metazoa; Rotifera; Eurotatoria; Philodinida; Philodinidae. The record is from the annotation of a GenBank genome assembly.
AUGGCUUCACUUUCUGACGAACAACUUAGAAAAGAAUUUCGUCGAAUAGAUAAAGACAAUGAUGGUUCAAUAACCGUUAAUGAAUUAAGAAAUUAUUAUAAACCAAUGCAAGAAAUGAUUGGCGUUUCACCAGAAAUGGCCGAACAAGAAAUUCAAGGUUUAAUCAAACGACUUGACAUUGAUAAUAGUGGUACAAUCAGUUUCGAAGAAUUCAAAUUGUUUUCUACAAGACGCUAA